AUGUUAUUUCUUACAUUACGACAACACGGCUCCAGCCGUUGGCGAAUGGCCAUGCGUCACUGUCGGUACACGACGGCAUCAUGUCCUGCCUCUUCAGCAGCCCCAUUGCAACCCGAUCGGCCUAUUGGUUACGUCUCGCUUGUCGAUCAACAAGUAGCCUAUGACAAAGGCCUUGACAUACAAACUUUUCUCGUGAAUAGAAGACAUCAAAUCAACCGAGAAGGUGAUAACAAUACGGGUGAUCCAGAGGAUAUCAUUGUGUUCCUGCAGCAUCCACACACAUACACGGCAGGCCGUCGUAUUCGUGGCAAGACCGAAUUAGAGCAAGAACAACGAUUGCGACGAUUAGGCGCUGAUUAUUUUGAGACCAUGCGUGGUGGUCAAAUCACGUACCAUGGACCUGGUCAACUUGUUGCUUAUCCUAUCUUGGACAUUCGUGAUUAUCAAAUCAAUGUACGGUGUUACGUAUCAAGACUCGAAAAGACCAUCAUUGAUUGUUGCAAGCAAUUUGGAGUGGAGGCCAAUACUACCGAGAACACUGGUGUAUGGGUGGGACAGGAUCAAAAGAUUGCAGCUCUUGGGGUCCAUUUGCAGCGGUAUGUGAGUAGUCAUGGUGUUGCGCUCAACUGUAAUGUGGAUCUCGAUUGGUAUAAGCACAUUGUUCCUUGUGGCCUGGCCGACAAGAAGGUCACCUCUUUAUCCGAGCAAUUGGAUCGUGUCAUCACGCCAAGUGAUACAUUGCCUGUUCUUCGACAAAGUUUUGAACAUCUGUUCCAAGUUCCUUUACAACCUAUCAAUCCUGAUGGUCCAUUGGCUAGUGAGAUCAAAUCCAUUAUUGCAGGAGGAAAAUAA
Molecule: messenger RNA, 852 nt
Organism: Lichtheimia ornata
Lineage: Eukaryota; Fungi; Mucoromycota; Mucoromycetes; Mucorales; Lichtheimiaceae
Product: lipoyl(octanoyl) transferase
Exons: 3
Coding region: 1-852 (283 amino acids)
Biological process (GO): protein lipoylation
Cellular component (GO): mitochondrion
Molecular function (GO): lipoyl(octanoyl) transferase activity
Source: RefSeq, a predicted model, not a curated record